Messenger RNA from Ilex paraguariensis (yerba mate), 1998 nucleotides. Lineage: Eukaryota; Viridiplantae; Streptophyta; Magnoliopsida; Aquifoliales; Aquifoliaceae. The record is from the annotation of a GenBank genome assembly.
AUGAGAUCAGGAGCUUCUAGUGGUACUGGUGGCUUUAACAAGUUGGAUGAUACUUCCUUGCCUAGUGGUUCUAGUGCAUGUGCAACAUCCAAAAGUGAGCAGGAAAAGACCGCUUUUUCCAAGGAUCUGACAGCAGGAUUAACUAAGGAGAGAUUGCUAAUAAAAGGAAGCAAUAAGUUAAGUAAUCACGAGGGCAAUAAUGUCAUAUGUGCUAGUCCAGUUACAAAAGUCAAGGCUUCUUGGGCCCCACGAACAGGCCCUGUGGUGGCAACAAACUCAGCUCCUAAUAUACGUCGUGUACCUGCAACACUUGAGAGCUGGGAACAGCCACCAAGUGCAAACAAAAUUCCUUCAGUUGGUGGGGGCCGUAGGGCUAUCAAUCGCAAGCGUGCAGUGCCCUCUGGAUCUUCCUCUCCACCCAUGGCUCAAUGGGUUGGUCAGAGACCACAGAAAAUUUCUCGCACUAGGAGAGCUAAUCUGGUUUCCUCUGUCUCAAACCAUGAUGAAAUGCAGACAUCAUCUGAAGGUUAUUCCCCAUCCGAUUUUGGUGCUAGAUUAACCUCUAGCGGAACGACUAGUUCUCUUCUUUCCAGGGCUGCAGCUAGUGGUACCCAACUAUUUAAUGAAAAUGCUUCAUCCCCAGCCAGAUUAUCUGAAAGUGAAGAAUCUGGUGCUGGUGAAAACAGACUAAAGGAAAAAGUUAUAAGUAGUGGAGAAGUAGAGGAAAAAGUUGGAAAUGCUAUACAGAAUGUUGGGCCUUCUGCAAUGCUUGCAAAGAAGAGUAAGUUGCUUAUCAAGGAAGAAAUUGGUGAUGGUGUACGUAAACAAGGGAGAAGUGGAAGGGGUUUCUCAUUUUCUAGGGCUAGUAUUUCACCAGUAAAAGAGAAGUUGGAUAGUGCAGCCAUGACAAAGCCACUUCGAAGUACAAGACCUGGUUCUGAUAAGAAUGGAAGUAACUCCGGCCGGUCUUUAAAAAAGCUGUUUGAUCGCAAAGGCUUUUCUCGUCUUGGAAAUGUGCCAAAUAUUGGUACCCCUGAUAUCAAUGGGGAAUCAGAUGAUGAUCAUGAAGAACUCUUAACAGCGGCAAAUUUUGCUUGUAAUGCUAGUUAUCAUGCCUGUUCUAGCCUGUUUUGGAAGAAAAUGGAACGAAUUUUCACUUUUGUUAGCUUAGAGGAUAGAUCCUACUUAACUCAACAACUGAUGUAUGCGGAGGAACUUCAAGAUAGCCAUGACUCUGAUGUUUUGGUUGAUCUUGUGCAUGAAGAAGUUUCUGUAUCUGAUACAGUUUGUGAAAAAAGAUAUAGGCGCUUGCAAAAUCAAAGUGGAUCCAAGGAGUCAGGUAGUAUAUUCGAGUUGGUUGAUCAAUCUCAGGACACCUCUUUAUUUGGAACACUAGACCCAGGAAGAAUAUUCAACAAAGUUACUCCACUGUACCAAAGAAUUCUAUCAGCUCUCAUUGUAGAAGAUGAUAUUGAAGAAUACGAAGAAAUUGAUGCAGGGAGAAAUGUGUUGCUUCAGAAUGCUACUGGCGAUUCACCUCUCAAUGCACACCUACUCAUUGAUACUGAACCUAAAAGGAGGGAUGGGUUAGAAUUUGAAUGUGAGAUGAUGUUUGGCGUUCAAACUCAGGACCAUGGUACUGGAAGCAGAUUAGUUUCUUGCAACGGGAAUAUUACUUUUGGUAGAAGCACCAGUAUCCAAAAUCCCCCAUGUAAUAAUGACCUAUUGGUAGGGGAUAGUGUAUCUAUGCAUUCACAUGUCGAGGUGUUGGCUAAGCUUUCAAGAAAUGAUCUGGAAGGACCACAGAGUAUAGGAAAGAAUGGUUUUGGCUUUUGUUCCGUUGAUUGCCAAUUUGAGAAAAUGUGUCUAGAUGAUAAACUGUUGCUGGAGCUGCAGAGUAUCGGCCUAUAUCCAGAAGCAGUGCCUGACUUAGAUGAUAGAGAGGAUGAAGUGCUCAAUCAAGAAAUUGUGCAGCUGAAGAGGGGACUUUAUGAACAG